UGUGCGGCUGCUGGCAUUCGAUUGCCAUUCGCACAAGUUGCAUGUUCGCGACUCGAUUUUCGGUUUCCUCAUUGUUUUUUCGGUUUUCUCUGCGCUUUUUUCCCCCUUUUUUACGAAUUUUUUUUUUUGGGCCGCUCGCGUGCUCUGUGCAUAUUUUAAAUCACUUCCUCUGCCAACACCCACUCCACCACCCCCCUCCCCCCGCCUACCAGUGAAUUCUAAUUAAGUGUGCGCGCUAAUGCGUUAAACGGUCCUGCAAUUUGUUUUAAGCCAAAGACAACAGCAAAAAAAAAAGUCUUUGUUUCUUUUUCUGUUUAUGUUUUCGUUUGAGUGGAAAUUACAUUUAUAAUUACGCUUAAUCAGUCGAUUACUGUCAUCGCAAACACGGAUCAGCCGAGGACCCACCGCAGCGUUCGAUGAGCACACACACAUGAGCGGCAGAUCGAACCGAGCUUGAAUCGGGAUAAGACACGUUCCCCCAAUUACCUGCUCUCGCUGACCCACUUGACCAGUUAGCCCAGAAAACCAGCAGAAAACCAGCAGAAAACCAGCAGAAAAUCGGCAGAAAACCAGAAGCCCAGAGAGCGGGACGAGAAGUAUCAGUAUCAGCAUCAGCAUCGGAAACAGGAACCCUCACCAUGGGCAAGAAGAACUCUAAAUUGAAGCAGGACACCAUCGAUCGGCUGACAACAGACACAUACUUCACCGAAAAGGAAAUUCGUCAAUGGCACAAGGGCUUUCUCAAAGACUGUCCGAAUGGCUUGCUGACCGAACAAGGCUUCAUCAAAAUCUAUAAGCAAUUCUUCCCCGACGGAGACCCUAGCAAAUUUGCCUCCUUGGUAUUUCGUGUCUUCGAUGAGAAUAAUGAUGGCGCCAUUGAGUUCGAGGAGUUUAUUCGGGCCCUGUCAAUAACAUCACGCGGUAAUCUGGACGAAAAGCUGCACUGGGCCUUCCGUUUGUACGAUGUGGACAACGAUGGCUACAUAACCCGCGAGGAGAUGUACAACAUAGUGGAUGCCAUCUACCAGAUGGUGGGUCAGCAGCAGCAGACGGAGGACGAGAAUACGCCUCAGAAGCGGGUGGACAAGAUCUUCGACCAGAUGGACAAGAAUCACGACGAUCGUCUCACGCUGGAGGAGUUCCGUGAGGGCAGUAAAGCUGAUCCACGUAUAGUGCAGGCGUUAAGUUUAGGUGGUGAUUAACCGCGAUUAACCUGUUGUCGCGCGGAUUACGAGGCGAAGGCGGAGGAGGAGAAGGGGGGGCGGGGAGGGAGCGAUAGUGACAGUGUGAUAGGAGACAACAACGAUCAGCGAUCAAAAGGGUCAGAGGUCGCCCACACAAGCAUGCCCACACACACACACCCGUGUACCAUAUGCCAUUUGACCUUUUGGGUGGCAGUUUGUUAGCCCCCAACCUCCCACUCCCACUUCCCCUCCCCCACACACACCCACACAAAGAACGCUCAUACACACACACACACACACAAACACAGUGUUUGGCCCCUUGAGAACUUGUCUUAAGUGAAAUUCCAACUAAUAGCAAAUUAUAUACUCAUAUAUAUACAUAAUAUUUCAAUUAACAACAGCCAAGCCGCAUUAAGCUAAAAAAUUAAAAAAAAAAAAAAAUUGUUACAAAAACUUUGAAAACUAAAUGAAAACAAAAGAACACCAAUUUAAGUCAAAGAAGCGCUUUUUUAAAAACAUAUAUUGAAUAUAUUUAUGUGUGUGCGGAAAGUAUCGAUAAAUAUAGGUAUUGAAUAAAAGAAAAAACCUACAUAAAAUAACUACUAGGCACUUGCUCCAUAAUGAUCCUAGGCAUUUUUAUUGAAAUGCUUGCCAAGCAAACGGGAAAUUUAAAUUCACAACAAAAUUGAUAAGUGCCGAAAUUAGGCCACUGAAUAGUUGUCACAUUUUUUUUGCGCGAAACCAAAAAUCGGAAUUAAAUGAAGCUACAGCUACUAUACCUAAAAAUAUGGAUAUACACAAUGCAGCACCGACUCAGCUGGUACUUAUACUUAAAGCAUAUACCUAUAUACCGAUAUUUAUACCGAUACUAGUUCGCUGUUGGCAUAGAAGCCCACUCGAUUGUUUUGAUUGGUUUUGGCCAGGCCAGCUGCUCUAACUGUUGAUAAUCGAAUCGAACGUGUUGAUAAUCGCAAUGAAGUUUAGCUUAAGCUAAGGCCACCAAAAAUAUACUCUAGCCAAGCAGAUAACCGACUCUAAAAGUUGAAAGUCCUUUUGUGACAAAAAAAAAGUUGUGGACACAUUUGCAUGUGGAUAACGUAGCGAUAGCCAGCAUGCGGCUUGAGUUCUCCUCUUGGAUCUUUAAGUUCCACCCUCUCCAUUCAUCAUUCUACCCACAUUGAGCUUGACAAUCAACCUGAUUUUGCUGCGGAUCAUGUAAUGGUUCCCCUCACCCUUUCGCCUUUCUACAAAUCCAUUGCAUUGAGGACAAGAGGAGUCCACACCUAGAUGAAUCUUUGAUAGAACUUUAACUCUUUUCUAUGUGUUUAUUGUGCAUGCCUUACCAGAGCAACGAUAAUAUCAAAUUGUGUAUUUCUACUCGUAUUUGUACUUGUUUUUUUUACACCUCACCAGAGCUUGAAAGUAUAUCGUAAUGAGGGGGGCAAAAAUGAACCCCUCUUCUAAUGCCUAAUGCCUUACCAAAAAAUAAAAACAGAAACUAUCGCCCCUAUCAUCGACUCACUCUCUAUCUCUCUCUCUCUAUCGCUCCAUCUCUCUCUGAUACACACACAUGACUUUCGUUUUUGUUCAAUUUUUUUUGUUGGAAUAGCUAUCUAAUCACCAUGCUAAAAUAAUUUCUAUAUUUUAUAUGUGGUUCAGCUUUAGAUCGUAAACAGAACUUCAACUUUAUUGUAAAGAAUCAUUCUCUGUAGCCCGUUAACUGAACACUUUUGUAUGAAAUCAUAUCCAAUUUUCCCUAUCUUUCCUUCCCCUCAUUUACAUUAGUAUCCCUUAUUAUUUUAAUGUUGCCUUGUAGAGAACCUUAUAUUUUCGGCUUUAAGUUCCGCUUAGAAAUCCAAACUAAAUCAAAUUCGAAAACUAAAGAUUUUUGCUUUGUCCCUGAGGUUUCGGAUUGGAUCGGCCCUAGAUAAUGCUUGUCUCAUCCUCUCUGACACCGAUAUUCCGAUUUCAAAUCCGAUUCCGGGGUUUCCACCAUGUUUUUUUGUUUGCCCAGCACCCGAUACAUAUUUCUAGUUGUACACUCGUAUUUAAAUAUACAUAGAUAAAGGCCAAAUAAAUUGAUAUACACACUAUAUAUAUAUAGGGAGAGAAAUAAAUAUAUAUACAUAUAUAUAUAUAUACACACACAGAUAUUGAUAAUUAUAUAUACACCUAAUAUUAUAUAGAAAUCCCCAUUCGUAUUUUACUUGAGCAAUUUGCAAAUUGUUUUUGCAUAGAUUUAUUGUUGGAAACGAUUUGAAUUUAAGAACACACUCACACUUACACUGCACACGUUUGCAUGCCUUUCUCGAGAAAAAAAACAAAAAUAAAUCAAGCGAAGCUGAGAAGAUAUCGAUAUCUAUAUAUACGAAACUAUGAGUAUAUCUAUACAUAUAUGUAUGCAACAGAUACAAAUCAACAGGUCGAUGGAAAAACAAACUAAAACAAACUGCAGCAACAAUCAAUUUUCGCGCUUCUUACACUUGAACUCAAACUCCAAAUUAUUGUGAAACUACAUAUAUUGUACAUACAAAGGGCGGAAAGUUUGAGUUCCCUAUUCUACCAUACAAAGUAUAAAAAAAACAAAAUCCAAUCUAGGCUCUAAGAAAAUCCCCAUUUUCACGGCCAGAAACAGAAACAUGUACUCUAUUGCUAUUAAAGCUACUAGGAAGCUUAAAGAUAAUCUUGAAAACACCUUUUGCCGACUACUCUAUUGAUAUGUAUUUUUUUGGGUAUCUAGUAAGCUACUACAUUGAUAACGCUAACUAUUCUGAUAGCAGAAGAAAACCUUACUUUGUGUGCAUUAUAUUCAACAUAAGCAAUACUUAAUUUAGCAUUCGAAUGCAUUAAGCAAUGUUUAAUAACAAUUAAAUCGAUUAUAAACCAAAGCCCAAGCGGAAACUCAUUCUCACAUUACACAUUCUACAUACAGACACAAACAUAACUAAAAAGUUUUUGAAAUUAUUGCGAAAAGAAAAA
Molecule: messenger RNA, 4163 nt
Organism: Drosophila gunungcola (fruit fly)
Lineage: Eukaryota; Metazoa; Arthropoda; Insecta; Diptera; Drosophilidae
Product: frequenin-1
Exons: 8
Coding region: 639-1202 (187 amino acids)
Molecular function (GO): calcium sensitive guanylate cyclase activator activity; calcium ion binding
Source: RefSeq, a predicted model, not a curated record